This is a messenger RNA of Tribolium castaneum (red flour beetle), 5713 nucleotides long. It is a transcript of the gene Ae2, whose product is annotated as Anion exchanger 2. The transcript has 11 exons. Gene Ontology annotation, cellular component: plasma membrane. The record is from RefSeq and is a predicted model, not a curated record. Gene Ontology annotation, biological process: bicarbonate transport; regulation of intracellular pH; transmembrane transport. Lineage: Eukaryota; Metazoa; Arthropoda; Insecta; Coleoptera; Tenebrionidae. Gene Ontology annotation, molecular function: solute:inorganic anion antiporter activity; monoatomic anion transmembrane transporter activity. Bases 687 to 4586 code for a protein of 1299 amino acids.
GCUAGGUCAGUGCUCGGCGGAUUUUGCCGGCCGCGGUGCUCGCUCCAUUCACUGCCGUUAUCGCGUGACCAACUUUUCGAUGGAUUGCCACAAAUCGCGAUGUCCUAGCAGUGUAUGAGCAUUCCACUCCCACCCAACUCCAGUUCCGUUACCGUUUUGUAACGCAAAAAGCAAAUAAUAUUUUUCGCAUCUCGCUUGCCCAAAACCCACACAAAGUACAAAAAGCGAAUAUCACACUGCGAGCCUUCGAAUUUGCAAGACAUCAGCUGAUUUUUACUUUCCAUGACUGGCCUUGACUCGACGCUUCACUUUCGCGACCCGGCGCAUCCACCAAAAUUGCACCUUGGCAUCGGCUCUCUUAAUCGAGUUAGAUCGCAUCGAUGGCGUUUUAAUAAAGCUUAGUGUGCCCCUAAAUAUUUAAAAUUCCCGAAGGCACUUAAAUUUAUUAAACAAAGUGGCUUGUUUGACUCGAUUAUAAAUUUCAUUUAAAUAAAACGUACCUGUUUGUCGAACGUCCCGGUUCCAUAAAAGAUUUUCUAUUUCUGCUCAAAAUAGAACGCACAUGAAACACUUCAUUGCGCUGAAAUAUUAUUUGCUGGGCUCUUUUCAGUGAUUUCAUUCCUCCAGCAAUAAGACAAGACGUUUAACUCAAUUGUAAAUUAAGAUUUUAUAAUGCAACAUUUGUUAUGCCUACUGAGAAAACCGCAACAGUGCAGAAGUCUUUGUUACAAAGGGCGCGCGAAAAGUUGUUGAAGUUGUUUCGCAAUUUCGGACACCAGAACGAUGGCAGCAGUCAUGACGGAGAUGUCGUCCAACUGGAUGAAGAAUGUGCGAAAGUGUUCGCAAUGGACACUGAUAACAAUGGUUUUGACAUUAACAAAUUUCACGAUUCCGCUCCAGGUAUUCCAAGACAGUAUGGAGAAAAAGAUUACAUACAACAUCGCAAGAAGAGCUACCCGCACAUGCACGCGCCCAUCAAAAUCGGCUCAAAGUCGAUGAGACGUCGCACUUCCUCGCACCAAAUCACGCCAAAUUCGACUCCGCCUUAUGGGACGCCGCCAAAGGAAGCCGUCACAUCUCCGGUUUCCACCUCCGAGCAGCCGUCGGUGCCCACACCCGUCCCCAGCAUCAAGUCUCCAAACGUCGAUUCGGACACGGGGCCGCUGAGCUCCUUCACGCUGCCGGAGGAAUGUGACACUGCGGCCAACAGCUCGGAAUCAGAGUGCGUCCUGUCGGAGCCUUGCGGGUACCACAGUCCUAAUGAAUUUUCGCCCGAACGCAAAGUACAGUUUAUCAACAGCGAAACGAGGGACACGUUUGACGUCGAUGGGCUUAAGGACAAGAAGAAGAAACGUCACCACCAGGGCCACCACCCGAAAUUCCGUAAGUAUUCCCUUCCCGACGACUCCAAUGCCCGCAAACGGCACUUCCACUUCGACAAAACCGACGCGUCUGGAAGUAACAAGGGGCGUCGGGUCUCCACUCAGCCUGAAGAUCUGCCCCUGAUUGCGGCCGAUCGGGACCAACUGGACAGCCAUCGAUCCGACGAUGCUCGCGGCCUCAGAAGACACAAGACUUCACGACCAAGCAAUGCAUCGAUGGUCCACAUCGGCCGGAAGGAGGGCGGCGAUCUGCAUCCCUCCCUCAAGAAGAUGUACGAUCACAGCCCCCAUGCCAUAUUUGUCGAGCUGGAUGAGCUGUUCUCGACCAACGAGGAGCGAGAGUGGAAGGAAACCGCCCGCUGGAUCAAAUACGAGGAGGAUGUGGAGGAAGGUGUUGACAGAUGGGGAAAGCCACAUGUUGCGUCGUUGAGCUUUCACUCGUUGCUGAAUCUGAGGAAGUGUCUUGAGGAUGGACUUGUUAUUCUGGAUAUGGAGGAGCGGGAUUUGCCCGCGAUCGCCUACAGAAUUUCCGAAGAGUUGUAUAAAGAAGAUUUGAUCAGGGAGGACGACAAGGCUAAAAUUAUGAGGGCUUUGCUGUUGAGGCACAGACAUGUUAACGACCAUCACGAGAGAGGGUUUAAGUUUACAAGGAAACACAGUUAUGCGUCUUUACAGUCUUUAUGGCUGGAGGAUGGCGUGAGCUACGAUGCUGUGAUGAUGGCCCGCUGCUCCGUGUGUUCUUCACAGGGACAGCUGUGUCUUCCGCACGCUAUGACUCGCGGUCCUUCUUACCCACACAACCUGCACGACGCCGAAAAGAAAAAAGUCAGCAUUUCGAGCGACGCUUACAAAAACGGCGGUGCUCCAGACGCCAACACCCGGCUGAUGGGCCCCGACCAAACCGUCAUCGACAUAAAAGAAGAAACAUAUUCGGCAAGCUCAGAAGACGUCCGCCGUGCCCGCAACGACGCCAUCCUCAAACGCAUUCCUCCAGGUGCCCAAAGCUCCAGCAUCCUGGUCGGAGAAGUGGACUUCCUGGAGCAACCGGCCAUCGCAUUCAUGCGCCUCGCCGAAGGCGUCAUGAUCCCCUCCCUCAUCGAAGUAAACAUCCCGGUGCGCUUCAUUUUCAUCCUCCUAGGUCCCAAGAAAGCCAAUUUGGACUACCAUGAAGUUGGCCGUUCGAUUUCCACACUUAUGGCCAACCAGCAGUUCCAUAACAUUGCCUACGGUGCCAGCAACCGCAAGGCGUUGCUUUCGGCUAUUAACGAGUUCCUGGACGACAGCAUCGUGCUGCCACCUGGUGAUUGGGAGCGCCAGGCGCUGCUCCCCAUCGAGGAGAUCAAGGCAAAGAGCGAGCUGAUUAAGCGGCGGAAGGAGAACGCGUUGAAAUCGGCCGAGGAGGCACAAGGGGUUACUAAAGCGCUGCUGGCGGCUGAGGAGGAGAAAAAGCCCCCGUACUCCAACCCCUUGGAGCGGACCCGGCGCCCCUUCGGGGGGCUCAUCAACGAUUUAAAACGCCGGUAUCCAUACUUCAAAAGCGACGUCACCGACGGUAUAAACGCCCAGUGUUUCGCUGCGGCGAUUUUCAUGUAUUUCGCGGCGGUUUCGGGGGCGAUAGCCUUCGGGGGGCUCCUGGGGGCCAAAACCAACGGCUUCAUCGGAAUUUCCGAAACCCUGCUCUCGACCUCAGCCGCAGGAGUGAUUUUCGCGAUCUUGUCAGGACAGCCGUUGGUGAUAGUCGGAAGUACGGGCCCUUUGCUCUUGUUCGACGAGAGUUUGUACGAGUUUUGCAAAGCCAACGAUUUCGAAGAUUUGUUUUUGACCACGCGGGUGUACAUCGGGCUUUGGUUGGGCGUGAUUGGACUUGUGGUGGCGUGCUUGGAAGGCAGCGUUCUCGUUAAGUUGUUCACGCGCUUCACUGAGGAUAUUUUCUCGGCGCUUAUCGUUUUACUUUACAUAAUUGAGAGUGUUAUGAAAUUGUUUUUCCUCUACGAUCGGCAUCCACUUCUUGCCGAUUAUUGCGAGUCGGGGGAUGCCAUUAAUAAGUCAUAUCUUGAGGAUUUUUCGGACGGGCAUUAUUUAUCAAAUGAUGGGAACAAUGCAAGUAAUGAUUCCUAUCAGGCGAUGGGGCAUGUGGUGAGGAGGCUGCCAACACACGAUAUGCUGGGGCCGAUCAAUCAACCCAAUACGGCCCUGUUUUGCACCAUUUUGGCGCUGGGGACCUUUGCUAUCGCGUAUUAUCUCAAGUUGUUCCGGAACAGCCAGUUUUUAGGAAGAAGUGCAAGGCGAGCGCUCGGGGAUUUCGGCGUCCCGAUCGCCAUCAUAACCAUGGUUUUCGUGGACUACAUGAAUCCGGCGACAUACACCGAGAAGCUCAACGUGCCCGAGGGCUUAUCUCCCACAAAAUCGGAAAAACGCGGCUGGUUUAUCCCGCCCCACAGCCCCGACCCAGCCUUUCCUGUCUGGAUCAUGUUUGCGUCAGGCAUACCGGCAAUGCUCGUCUACAUUCUCCUCUUCAUGGAGACUCACAUUGCCGAACUCAUCAUCGACAAGAAGGAGCGCAAGCUGAAAAAAGGCAGCGGAUUCCAUUUAGAUAUAGUGCUCAUCUGUCUGAUCAACAUCUUGUGCGGCUUUUUCGGCUUGCCCUGGAUUUGCGCCGCCACCGUGCGAUCUAUUGCUCACGUCUCGGCGUUGACUGUUAUGUCGAGAACACACGCUCCCGGAGAAAAACCGCACCUGAUCGAAGUCAAGGAACAAAGGAUUUCUGCUUUGGCGGUGUCUAUUCUGGUCGGACUUUCGGUGCUUAUGUCGCCGUUAUUGAAGAGGGUACCGAUGGCUGUACUUUUUGGGGUGUUUCUCUACAUGGGGGCGGCGUCCAUCGACGGGAUUCAGUUCUUCGAUCGCAUUAAACUACUCUUUAUGCCGGUCAAACAUCAUCCGCAAGCGUCCUACGUCAGGAAGGUGAAGACAGCGAAAAUGCAUUUGUUUACGUUUAUCCAGCUGAUGUGCUUGGUUGUGCUUUGGACGGUAAAAUCAACAGAAGCAUCAUUGGCUUUUCCCUUCUUUUUGAUUUUAAUGGUGCCAUUAAGGAGCUACUUAACUCGUAUAUUUUCACCAAGGGAGCUACGAGCGCUUGAUGGAGACCAACCGGAUGCCGAUGACGACGAACCCGACUUCUAUGCGGAGGCACCACUUCCUGGAUAGGAACUAAGUUACUUAAUGAGUACAUUUCCUUUAUUAAAGGUAUACUUCCUAAUUCUGACGAUAACACUUAAAGAAUCGAGCGGAACUUGAUAUUUUGUGAUCUAUUUACUGCAAACGGAAUUUUUUCCACGACCUCUGAUAUCGUUUUAAAUGUUUUAGUCUAGAUAUUUUCUCAAGACAUGUUAAUUUAGCCUUAGUUAUUUAAUUAUGUAUAGUGGUGGAUACGUAAAUAUCGAUUUCUAUAUCUUAAAAUUAUUAUAAAACAGUAUUAGUACUUGUGCCCAUAUCGUUUAAUGAAGUGGAACAUUCGUCAUUUCAAUAUCCAUUAUAUCGUAUUUAUUGAAUUGUGAAUUUGUUGCACGAUAAGUGCUUGUUUUGUUAUGGUUUGUUUUGUUACGUAGACAUUUUUAACACAAUUUUCUUGUUACGUUGGGUAAAUUUGGUAGUAGUUCAUACAAGGUUUGUAUGUUCUGGUUCCAAACUUCCCGGGAGAAGUAAAAUUAAAGAUACAAAAUUGUAAGAAUAGGUACAAAAUUAGCCAACUAGGAUAAAUGAACCACGGAGUGUGUCGUGGUGUUUUUCCAAGUUUUUCCUGAUAGAGUUAGUUUGUGUAAAGGUUAACUAGGUAUUACUAGACGACUGUGAUUGGAACAUGGCUCACUAAGGUGCGGUUUAAGAAAUUAGUUGCCUUUGUAGUACUUAUUAUAUUCAUUAGUUACAUCGAAAUUAGCUUCUACGUUAGUUGAAAAUUGUACAAAUGAGGAAUUACACUCAGGGUGACUACAUGAUACAGUCGGCUUUAAUUUCAACAGACUUUAACGGGGAUUAGUGCACAAGGGAUUAUGUUUAUCCAUAUUUCGGAAUAAUAGGCAUAAUUUAUGUAUCGUGCAGUCAACCUUUUUAAAUCAAAAUAGAUAUUACAAAUUGUGGUUGAUGAAUAAUGAGUUUACGAUUCGUUGACUAUAAGAGAUGUUUAAUGCAAACCCUGAAUACAGUAUUUUCUGAGAUUAAACUUAACAAAGUUUCAAAAUUCUGUAGAGUAGUUUAAUCAGAAACUUAAACUUGAAUAGUAUUCUAACUGUGAUUAAAAAUGUCUAUUCUAUUUCUAUAAAUGAAUAACAGUACAA